This is a messenger RNA of Microthlaspi erraticum, 318 nucleotides long. The record is from the annotation of a GenBank genome assembly. NCBI's taxonomy places the organism in Eukaryota, Viridiplantae, Streptophyta, Magnoliopsida, Brassicales, Brassicaceae.
AUGUCACAAGAGACUGCUCGGAUGCAAGUUCGGCCGACAAUGCUACGGAGGCUGUACCCUCACCGUGUGGGGAUUCAGGUGAACCGGGAUUGGCCAGUGGGGUGUGGACCAAACGCACGGUGGGGAGCUUCCCAAGUGCCACAAGUGCCAAGUCCCCAGGAACAGCCCAAGUGGAAGAUGGGUAGGCCGAGGAAGCACCCACUUCAUGAGCAGGAGCCGGUGGUGAACUUUCGAACGGUUUGGGAACCGGUGAGAGUGGCACAAGGUCCACGGACGUUGCUGGAAUACCACUGGGAUUUCGCUUUUGCCGCAGAGUAA